Messenger RNA from Saitoella complicata NRRL Y-17804, 1360 nucleotides. Its product is annotated as DUF715-domain-containing protein. The record is from RefSeq and is a predicted model, not a curated record. Gene Ontology annotation, biological process: tRNA methylation. The annotation marks the transcript as partial. The transcript is spliced from 2 exons. NCBI's taxonomy places the organism in Eukaryota, Fungi, Ascomycota, Saitoellomycetes, Saitoellales, Saitoellaceae.
AAAUGAAGGAGAAGAAGGAAAAGAAACCCCAGAGGGAACAGCCUCCUCUGCCCGACAAGCCUUAUCAAUGCUCAUUCUUCCUUGGAGUUCGCAAGAACAGAUACUGUGCAUUCCCUACCCCCUUCUCCACAGCAAGGUUCUGCCGUCAACAUGAUCCCGAUGCGUUGAAGGUCGACCAAGGGAAGCAUAAGCGUGUACCGUGUCCGCUUGAUCCGUCGCAUACUGUUGCGGAGAGGGAGUUGAAGCGGCAUGUGAGGAAGUGCAAUGCUAAGAAACCGGACGUGACGCCGCCUUGGUUUGCGGAGGAUAUCAAUACUGAAAUACCGCCGGAGGGCAUUGUGCAGGGUCCGUUAAAUGGGCUCGGACGAGACGGGUUUGCCGAGUUUGCUCAGCUCAUCCGUGAAGCGUACGCUUCGGUGUUUGCCGACAAACCUAUUCCACUGGAGCAGUUAUCGCAUCCCGCACUCGAGUCACGGCUGGAAGAGUUGACAGACACGAAGCACGCUAUUCAACAAUCAUCACUGAUUGGUCACCUGAAACGCCUUGAUCUGUUGUCCGACGAGAAGACGUUUGUUGAGUUUGGAUGUGGUCGCGGUGAAUACACUCGAUAUGUCCAUAAAGCUCUUAUGUGCGAACGAGAAUCAUCCCAUUCGACUGUCAGCGAGGAAAGGGAAGGUCCGAGGUUUCUGUUACUGGACCGCGCAGCACAACGUCUAAUCUUCGACCGCCAAAUCCCUCUCGACGCACCAGACAACCACCCAAAACCCAACGUCACCCGACUCCGUUGCGACAUCAAAGAUCUCCGUCUCCAACAAGCCACCACAACUGAUACCGAUACGACACAAUCACCACCAUCAAUCGUCGCAAUCUCAAAACAUCCUUGUGGUGCGGCCACGGAUUUGUCGUUACGAUGCCUCCUCGACCCCUCCAUCGCCCCCAACGUCCACGGAAUCAUCUUCGCCCUCUGCUGCCACAACGUCUGCUCACCCGACUCCUAUCCCCUCGCCUACCUCCCCACCCCUCUCACACCAUCCCACUUCCACUACCUCUCGAAGGUAACAUCCUGGGCAGUCUCCGGAGUUCGGGAGAAUAUGUCACUCGAUGAUGGGGCGGAGGGACAUUGGACAGGUCUUACGCUGGGCGAGAGGAAGGAGUUGGGGUGGAUGGCAAAGAGGGUUAUGGAUGAGGGUCGGAGGAGGUAUGUAGAGAGUCGGGGGGAGUGGGAGGAGUGUCGGUUAGUGGAGUAUAUCGGGGCAGGAGUUACUGGGGAGAGUGUUGCGUUGAUGGUGAGGCGGUAGAGUUUGAUAGGACCAUCGAUGUUGUUUGUUUGGAAUCAUCGAAUCAAUGUUGUUUGACAGAG